Diorhabda sublineata is the source of this 2695-nucleotide messenger RNA. RefSeq names its product centrosomal protein of 131 kDa-like. The transcript has 12 exons. The record is from RefSeq and is a predicted model, not a curated record. Gene Ontology annotation, cellular component: centriolar satellite. The coding region runs from base 68 to 2695 and encodes 875 amino acids. NCBI's taxonomy places the organism in Eukaryota, Metazoa, Arthropoda, Insecta, Coleoptera, Chrysomelidae. Gene Ontology annotation, biological process: regulation of centrosome duplication; intraciliary transport involved in cilium assembly; cilium assembly.
UUCGGAAGAUAUUAAAACGUUGAAUGAUGAUAAUAAAGAAGUAGGAACUAACUGUACGAAUUUCGCCAUGAUACCGGGAAUAACCGGUAAACCUCCGCUUCCAAAAAGACCCGAUAGCGCCCAUAAAAGCUCCACAGAUUCAGGGAUCUACAGCGAAAGGGGAUUGGAUGCAAUAUCGGCUUAUCUAAGUUUGAAAUACGACGCGGAUUUUAACAAGAAUGUUAAAAAUAAUCCGGACAACGAUAUGAAAGUCGACGAUGAUUAUUUCGAGAGGUUAACUCUUAAUAAAAAAUUAGAAAAAAUUCGAAGAGAUGGAAAUAACGAAGACAAAUAUCUUCAUGAUAUUCCUAUAAUUACAGUAACGGCUGAGGAAGACGUGAAAGUUAAAGAAUCCGAAACUGACAAAUAUUUAGAAGAAUUGAAAAAAGAACAUUCCGUAUUGCAAUGCAACCUAACGGAUCAUUGUAAGAUCGCAGAAAAACGUGUAUCUCCCUGGAACAACAAUGAAAUUUUCCCGAAUAUAUCAGAUAUUGAUAUCGAAAGAUUAUUCGACGAAAAACAAUUUUGUACAUCCAAAUCGGACGACGCACUAACUGAAGAUAUUAUUAACGAUAGAACGAACAAAAUAAAAUGUAAAAAAACGAUGGGAUCAAAUAAAACAAAUAAGGAAAACAAAAUAGAAGGAAAAGGUAUAUCAAGAGAUGCAGAAGGAAUUGGUGAAACUACUAACGAAGAAAAAAAUGAUAUCGGAUUGAAAAAAGUCAGUUAUUUAGAUAUGCUGUCUAAAAUUGAAGAAAUUGAAGAAAGUGCUAACAAAAACGUUGAUGAGGAUUCAAUACUAGACGAUACGAGCAAGAAAUGUAUUUCUGGUGAUAGUUUCGAUGACAUCGUUAGUAUUUUGAAAGAAUUGGAAGAAGAAGAUAAACGAUCUAAAGAUAAAAUUGCCGACGUGAAAAAAAUUGUCGAUAUGACUUUGGAAAAGAAACCGUUCGAUAAUAAUCAAAACAAAACCGAUAAAUCAUUCGAAAAUGAAAACGAUAUGAAAAUAACGUCUCAAAAUCACAACGACGAUCAGAGGAAAUCAUUUUACCACGCAUUAACGCCUGAUCAACAUCAUAAUAGUAGGGAAAACGGAGUGAAUUAUAAUCAAUUGCUUUCGUUUUUGGACGAGGUUGAUCGUAAUUGUAUGAAAUCUCUAACGAACGCCAAAGAAAACGUUCAGUUAGUGACGGAUAUUGUUAAAUCUUCCAUAAAACUAGAUAACAUACCAAGACCCGAAGAUUUGAGAGCUCUAUCGACAGACGAACUCGUCCAACAAAUUAUAAACCUUUCGUUAAGAGUAAAAGAAAAAUCGUCCUCGAUAUCCCUUCUCCAAGAAGAAAUGGGGAUUCUUCGCGAAAAAUUAGUCAACCAAUCGAAACUGACCGAACAAACGGUGAAACAAAAAUUGAAAUUACAAAAAGAAGAAUUAGAAGAAACUAUAAAACGUCAUCAGAAGUUCAUAGAUCAACUGAUAGCCGAUAAAAGGGGUUUGAAUCAACAAUGCGAAGGCCUAAUACGAGAACUUAAAAUCGUCGAAGAUAGAUACAACACCAACGUUUCGGCCAUGGAACAGCGUCAUCAAGUCGAGUUGAAAAAAUUGAAAGAAAUGCAAAUCGCCGGCGAGAAAAUGAGAAGAGAAAAAUGGAUUGAUACGAAAACACAAAAAAUAAAGGAAUUGACAGUGAAAAGUAUAGAACCCGAAAUAGCUCAAAUGGAAAGGAGACAACAACAAGAACUAGCGGACUUACGGGCUCUGCACAAAAGAGAAAUAGAAGAUUUAGAAUUGAAAUCCGCCAGAAAAAUGCAACAACAAUGCGAAAACUUGAGACAACAGCUAAUGGAAGAAAGAGAAAAAGCAUUAGCUCACGAAAGGGAGUUACUACGUCAGAGAUAUGAAAAAAUGGUGGAGGCUGAGGAAAAGGCGUAUCAAGAACAGCGUAGAAGAUUAUUCACCGAUCACGCUAACAAAUUGAAAGAAUGCGAAGAACGAGAAAUGAAAGCUAACGUCGAAAAAGAAAAAGCGAUCCAGCAAUCUCAAGAAGAACUAGAAGAAAGAUUACAGGUGGUAAUUCGACGUCACGCCAAUGAGAUUAAAUUAUUGAAGCAAUCGAACGCGAUGGAAUUUGAAAAUUGGAAAAACAAUUUCAUAAAACAACAAUCUGUAGUGGCUGCGGAAAAAGAAGCAGAAAUUCGCGAACGUUUUAAAAAAGAAAGAGACCAAGAAAUAGAAGCAGUUAUAGAGAGGUUAGAAAACGAAGCUAAUGACAAUAAAACACAAUUAGAAGCUUCAACCGAAAAUAGAUUGAGGAGACUGAGAGAGAAAUACGAAAACGAAAUAAAAGAUUUGGAAACGUCGGAAAAAGAAUCGAAAAAUAAAUAUUGUGAAGCUAAAAGGAAAAUUUUAGAAUUGGAAGAAACAAUUCUUAGCUUAAAAGCGAAAAUUAAACAACUACAGAGUCAAUUAGAAGAUCAAAAAGAGAUAGCAGAAAAGUACGCGAAAGAAAAAGAAAAUUUUAGAGAUACGGUGAGACAGGAAAUGAAAGAAGAAAUGGAUAAACUUGAAAAUAAAAUCGCGUAUCUUACAAAGUCUCGCGACAAGGAAUUACAACAAUUAUAUUCUAGGCAAGUUAUUUGCAUUGAGGUAUAUGCAUGA